Messenger RNA from Oryza sativa Japonica Group (Japanese rice), 2006 nucleotides. RefSeq names its product RNA-binding NOB1-like protein. The record is from RefSeq and is a predicted model, not a curated record. Lineage: Eukaryota; Viridiplantae; Streptophyta; Magnoliopsida; Poales; Poaceae. Gene Ontology annotation, molecular function: RNA endonuclease activity. Gene Ontology annotation, biological process: ribosomal small subunit biogenesis; maturation of SSU-rRNA. Gene Ontology annotation, cellular component: preribosome, small subunit precursor.
AACAGCCUCAAAGUGAACCCAAAAACCCUAGCGCCGCCGCCGCCGCCAUGGAAGAAGCGUGGCCGCCUCUCGCCCCCGCCCCGGAAGCUGCGGCUCCUCCCGGAGGAGGAGGAGGUGGAGGAGCAUGGGGCGCGGCGGCGGUGGCGCAGCGGAAGGAGGUGGCCGAGGAGUCGUCGGCGCAUGCGGUGAGCCGGCUGGUGGCGAGCUGCGCCAACACGAGCGGCGUGGCGGUGGCCGUGGUGGACGCCAACGCCGUCAUAUCGGGCGGAGCCGCGCUCUCCUCGUCCGCCGCCCGCCUCGUCACGGUGCCCGAGGUGCUGGAGGAGGUGCGCGACGCGUCCGCGCGCCGCCGCCUCGCGCUCCUCAUGGCCCCUGUCGAGACCCUCGACCCUGCCCCUGAAUUCGUCAAGAAAGUUGUCAAAUUUGCCCGGGAAACAGGAGACCUCCAGACGCUUUCAGAUGUUGAUAUCAAGAUUAUUGCUCUAGCUUACAUGCUGGAAGCUGAGAUCCAUGGGACUAACCAUUUGCGGGAGCAGCCACCUCCUCUGCGUGUGGUGAAUGUGAGAAACCUGAAAGAGGCUCCACUGCCAGGUUGGGGCUCUAAUGUGCAGAACCUAGCAGAAUGGGAAGAAUUGGACCAGAUGUCUGAAGCAGGUGGGGAUCUCAAGUCACGCAUACUUCCACUGAAGGAUCUUGAGAACCACGAAAUACCGAAUAGUGAGACCAACAGUAUUUCUGACAAGCAAGGUGAUGAAGAGCAUCAGCCUGCAAAGAAAGAUGUAGGUAUUGCUUGGGAAGAUGAUGAGAAUAAUGAAGGUUGGUUGCCUGCUGUUAGUCGCAGUACACACAGAAGAUAUCUACGAAGGAAGGCGAGACGUGAUGCCCUCAAGGAAUCUGAACAAAGUAUUGAGACAAGUUCUGCUGCCCCAUCAAUUGAUGACGAUAAAAUUUUAUCUGAAAAUGGUUUGAAUCCAGUGGAUGGCCCUUCCGCUGAUACUGAUGUUAUGGAGCACCAAGAAGUGAAUGAACCUGAAAUUGUUGCAGAUCAUUCGCAAUCUGAUAAUAAGGACAAUGGGGUAGGCAAUGUUGGUGAUGUUGAGGAGACCGGCGGUACGGACGCAUGCAUUGAAGAGUUGGAUAAUUUGGAUAUCAAAAGCGACUCUGAGGAAGGUGUCGAUUCAUCUCUUGCAGAUGAUGGGAGCAGUGAGCAGAGUUGGGCGUUGAGGUCCUUAUCUGAAUCUACUGUAGCAUGCAUAACCAGUGACUAUGCCAUGCAAAAUGUCAUCCUGCAGAUUGGUCUCCGUCUCUUGGCACCAGGUGGCAUGCAAAUACGUCAGUUGCACAGGUGGGUUCUGAGGUGUCAUGCUUGCUAUAAGGUGACCCAAGAGAUUGGGAAAAUAUUUUGCCCAAAAUGUGGCAACGGUGGCACCUUACGGAAGGUUUCGGUAACAGUUGGUGAAAAUGGGAUCACUAUGGCCUCACGACGUCCGCGUGUGACACUUCGAGGCACAAAAUUUUCCCUCCCAAUGCCCCAAGGUGGAAGAGAUGCCAUAACUAAGAAUCCCAUUUUGCGUGAAGACCAGCUUCCCCAGAAGGUUCUGCACCCUAAAUCGAAGAAGUCAAACAAGCAGGACGAUGAUUUCUUGGGUGUCGAGGACAUAUUUUCGCACAGCGGUGAAAAGAAAGUACCACUGAAACCUCCAGUGAGGAAGGCCCUUGCAAUGUUCAGUGGGAAACGGAAUCCGAAUGACAACCACUUUUCUCGCAAGAAGCAUUGAAUUUCUGUUCCCCAUUUGUUGCUCUUUUACUAUCAUGGUUUUGUACUGCAUUGUUUGACGAGAGAAGUAGAGUGUAUCACCUUGAUGGUGAUUGUGGAGAAAAAAGUCAUCCUGUAGACUGAACUCUGAUGAAGCAUGUAAGCUAUACAAUUUUGCAGAACAUCUAUGUAAGGCUCAGUUCCAUAGUACCAUUUUCAUAUCAAUUACAGCUGGAGUAUUUUGAGUGCA